Molecule: messenger RNA, 861 nt
Organism: Galdieria sulphuraria
Lineage: Eukaryota; Rhodophyta; Bangiophyceae; Galdieriales; Galdieriaceae
Product: archaeal ATPase
Exons: 1
Coding region: 47-739 (230 amino acids)
Source: RefSeq, a predicted model, not a curated record
UUACAGAUUGACCUCGGAGUCCUUUUUAUAUGAUGCAGUCACUGAAAUGGGACUAUAUCGAUAUCCUAUUGACCAGAAUACUUUUCAAGUCCUAAUUCCAAAAGUAUUUGUUGUAAUCUUCAAGAACGACCCUUCCAUAUCUUCUUUGGAAAAGAUACUUUUUGGAUCACUUGAUGUAGAACCAGUAGAUUGUUUCUUCUAUUCAAAGUGUCGUGUAUUUGAAGGAAUUGUUGCUUUACGACUAGUUUUGAUGUUGUCUUCAAAGAAUCGAAAUGAGUUGAGAGAAUUGUUGUGUCAAUUGUCUCCAAUAUGGAAACAAAUGAAACUUCCAAUCAGUACAAUAUCACCUAUUCACUAUAUCAAGUCUGUUGUUAGUUCUAGAGAAACAAGAAGUGAAUCGAACAAGAGUCGAAGAACUUUUGCCAAUACUGAAUGGAAUAAGAUUAUUCGAGAGACACUUUAUUUAGAGACUAUUUACAUUCCUUUGGACGCUACUUCUCAUAGUCCUGAUAUUAUAUUCAAAUUACAAUCUCCUGUGGAACCCAAAGUUCUUACUGUUGGAGUUGCAUGUAAACGACGUUGGAAGUCGGAAGGAAUUGGCUGGUCAGAUAUUAUAGAUGAAGCCAAGAAAUUUUUAGAUCCUGUUUAUGAUCAAGUCUUAUCCAGUGCAAUGGAUUCAUUCUCAUCAUUGUAUGCUGAUUAUAGUCGGUACAAAAUUAUCAUUGAAUGUUUCCAAUGAAUUGGGUAAUCAGAGUCGUUGUUACUCCAGUGGAAUGUUUAUUAGAGGUGAUUUGUUCAAAGCACCUGAUAACUGUGAACUUGUUAUUCUUUGUGAAAGAGAUGUCCAAUUGUUGAUUGACA